AUGGCAACUGAACAACAAGGGAAUUCAAGUGAUAUUUGUCAAAUUAAUGGCGUUCAUGAUCAACAUUUAAAUCAGACUGGUGAUGACAAAGUAACAAAUUCUUCCGAUGCGACAUCUCGUCAUUCACGUUUUUUUCGAACGAAACGAAAACAACGAUUAGGCGAAAAUCUAACGAGUGUAAAUGGACAAAUCAAAAUAGAUAUUCCAAUUGACCAUGUGUCAAAGUCUUUAGAAAAACUCAAAAUACGAUCUUCAUCCCCACUUCCUUCAUCAUUAGCGGCCACCGAUGAUUCAGACGAAAGCGAUGAAAGUAAUCCUGGAGUAGAUUUCGAAAAAAUACCAAAAAUAGAUAUAACUCCAGCACGACCAUCUAUCAUGAGUAUUAAUACUGGUUUUCAAUUAAAAAAGUCUCAUUCUGCUAAACUAACACGUGCCAAUGAAAAUGAAUCAUGCCCAAAGAAAGCCGUUCGUUUUGCCGAUGAUUUUGGUCUAGAUUUAAGUCAAAUUAAAGUAAUUAAAACCGAUGAAUUACCCUAUGUACCUCGUGCAGCAUUUAAAGAUUUACAUGUUACUGAUGAAUCAAAUUCAUCGGGCACGCGACAUCAAGAACCUUCGAAAUUAAUAACUUAUAUGGACCAACAAUUUUCAAAUCCUAUAUAUGCUGCAGAUUUUAACGAUCGUGUAUCUCGGCAGAAAAUUAUCCUUGAACAAGCGAAUGCCAUUGACAAUCGUAUUUAUGGAACAAUCAAAUUAGUUUCAUUUAGUUUACAAAAACGAGUGAAAGUUCGUUUAACAACCGACAAUUGGAUAUCAUUUCAAGAUCAUGAAGCAACCUACAUUACGAAUUCCUAUGAUGGUACUUAUGAUCGAUUUUCAUUUACGAUCGAAGUCGAUCGUUAUAGGAUAUGUGCUGGAAAUAAUAUUCAAUUUUCUAUUUGCUACACAUCCUUUGCUGGCCCCGAACUUUGGGAUAAUAAUUAUGAUCAAAAUUAUCGAUUCGAUUGCUUAUCAAGAACCAUACCUGAUUAUAGAGUUUAA
Molecule: messenger RNA, 1038 nt
Organism: Rotaria socialis
Lineage: Eukaryota; Metazoa; Rotifera; Eurotatoria; Philodinida; Philodinidae
Source: the annotation of a GenBank genome assembly